ACGUUUUCUGUUUUCCGUUUCCCCGUCUCUGUUUAUCUAUGUCUUUCCUAAAAGAGCAUCUCGAUGGACGGUGGUUCUUACCAUUCCUAGCUCCUCGCAGCAAGCAGCCCGAUCCGUCUCAAAUCCUAUCCUAAUUCCAUUUCCGUAUUAUCUCCAUGCUGACAGUAGAAAUAUAGUGGAGAUAAUUCCUAAGCAAUUAGCAAGUGCGCCGAGGACGACCCCCCCCCGUCCCGGUGGAAGAUGGCAGGACAUCCCCGCAUCAGCGACAAAUAUCAUUAUCUUAAUCCAAACUUAAAAACCAAUUCACAUACCAUCUUGCUUGUACAAGUUCAGUCAAGCCCCGACACUCGAACCUAUUCAGAUUAUGAUAGUCUUGGUGAAUGUCUAGAAGGUGUUUGUAAAAUUUACGAAGAGCAUUUGAAGCGGAAAAACCCUAACUCUCCGACUGUGAUUUAUGAUAUUAACCAAUUGUUUGACUUCAUCGAUCGCUUGAACGACAUCAGCUGCCUGGUAUUUCAGAAAAGCACAAAAACCUACAUCCCUCACAAUCAAAGUUGGUUAAAAGAGCGUAUCUAUCAUAUGUUGAGAAAACAAGCAGGAAAAUAAGAAAAAGUGGACGUAUAUAGACGGCUGGAUAGAGAUCAGAGAAAAAAAGGAAUUGUUUGUUCUCGUGCACAUGCCGCUUGCUUUGGCAGGACACCGAUAUUUAUGCAGUGGUGACUUCAGUAUUAUUAUUAUUGCAGCACAGAAUUCUGCACUGAGCUUUCUUCUUUCAUUCCAAUAUUGUGAUAUACAGACAAAACAUUUUAUCAUGAAAUUUAUAAACCGUUUCUGAAGUUUAAAAAAAAAACCCAAAAAAGAAAACCAAAUGCUUGCAGCAGAAGUCAGUAUUAUAUUUUAAAAAUAAUUCAGUUUCUGACUUGAAAUUAUUGAAUCUCUGUCAAAAUCUUGCCGAGGUUGACUUAGCCUUUUCUUGUCAGAGGAUUGAUUGGAUAAUUAGCAAUUGUACUGGACUCAGUUUGACUCUACUUAUUGCAUAUACGCCACUGUGGUAGGUUGGGGUCACGUGCCACUGCAUGAGAUUACUAUAUUACUAGUAUUAUUAUUAUAAUUAUUAUUAUCUGUCUUUGGUAUAGAAACCAUAUAUCAUUAGCACUCCAGAAAUUUCGGGUAAAAAAACCCCAUCACCAAUAGAAAUAAACAUUAUUGAUAGUGACCACAGCACCAAUACAGCCACAGUUGCCACAAAUAAAUGUGUGACCGAUAAGAUUGCUUGAACCGUCGCUCUCCGACUGACCGCUACCAACAUAACAACAACAACAAUUAUCAUCAGCAAGAGUUUAAACAGCUUUACCAAGCAGCAUCCAUUGCUUUGUGUAAAAGAAAAGGAAUCUGCUUUCGUAUUCGCGCCAUGGAAAAACAGGUGGUGAAGGUAAAGGUGAUGCAUGUGCCACCAGAAAUUGAAAUCUUGUGGUUAGUGGCGGCAGUGUUGCCCGAAGGAGGGGAGAUUCUGGAAUUGAAUCGAUACCCUCGAACAAUCUGGGGGUUUGGUAUGGAACUCCAUAUGAGGAUCACGCAGGAAGAACUAGAAAACCUUCCCGAGCGGAUAAUUCUGUCAACUGGACCCGAAUUAGAUGUUGAAGUGGAAGUAAUAUUUCCGAAGGUUCAGAAUGGCGGGUAAUGUCAGUUUUAAAGGAGCGCAUAGCCUGCAGCUAAAAAGAAAGAAAGAGAGAGAGAGAGAGAGAGAGAGAGAGAGAGAGAGAGAGAGAGAGAGAAUGAAAGCCCAUGUUGGCUGUCGGCACCAACUACAACAAUAAAUUCAACAACAACUGUUAACUAAACCAUAGCUGGAAUACCUUUAAAAGGAUUUAACCAUCAUAGACCCAAGAAACCUUACUGGUAUGUCCUCUCCCUUAAAACUGCUCCAGCAUGAACAUUACACACACACAAAAACACAUGUAUAUUUUUACUUAACUCCAACAUCUUACCAACCCCCCACGCCACCCCCUCCAAAGGUGUCGGAGGGGGUGGAGUGGUGGGGUUGUAGAUCACAGUGUCCUCAUGACCUGCAAAACUUGUCUUGUGGUGGGAGGGAGAGCGAGAGGGAGAGGAACCAAGGAACCUACCAACAGCUACCCACUAUCACAAUUACAAUUACAAAACAUUAUUUACAUUAUUUACAUUUGACGGAUAUUUGUCCUCAUCUUGUUUGUCAAAUGUAAAUAGUGUAAAUAAUGUAAAUAAUGUACAUAAUUCCUCAUCUCUUAAAUAUAGAACCUAAAUUACAAAAGCCCAAACGAAAAUCACAACAGGUUAGUGUGGCCUAGUGUUAUGAGCCCUCACUGAACAUUUGGCCGUUUGAUGGACAGAAACGGCAACUGAAAAAAGGGGCAUUUGCCUUUGAUAAUUGGUAGGAAUUCUUAGACCAGUAGAAUUCCUUGGUUGGUCACAGUUGCCAUGGAGACAACCAUUGUUUGUAUAUUGCAUGUUAUUUCAUCAGGUCCCUGCCUCUCAUUCCAUGUAAAACCCUGUUGUUUUCUCAUCCGUUUUUGUAAUGUACCCCCAUUCAUCAUCCUUGUCUGAAUAAAGGAAUUGUUAUUAUUA
Octopus sinensis (East Asian common octopus) is the source of this 2604-nucleotide messenger RNA. Its product is annotated as enhancer of rudimentary homolog. The transcript has 4 exons. NCBI's taxonomy places the organism in Eukaryota, Metazoa, Mollusca, Cephalopoda, Octopoda, Octopodidae. The record is from RefSeq and is a predicted model, not a curated record. The coding region runs from base 241 to 606 and encodes 121 amino acids.